CAGUCAACGUAUGGGACGGCAGUAGAUAUUAUAAUACACAAGUUCAUUCGCGUUACACAUCAAGAUGAGAUUUGGAUGCCCCUUGCAUCAAUAAUGGCAUCUGCAUUGAUGGAUUGCGGUAUAAUAUUCUGUUUCUGCAAUUCUAAUUUGAGUAUCUGAAUCAAAGGGGAGCAGCAGAUCUUCAUUGGAUGAAUGAAACCUGGGAGUGCCAGAAAUCUUGGAACUGAAACCUGUGUGUUGAGCGUUUGGGUGUGUGUGUGAGCGUGGCAAGAGAGAGAGAGAGAGAGAGAGAGAGAGAGAUGGAAGGGAGAUACUGGUUUCGCAGGGAGGUGGUUCCAUUUUCAGCUGUGUUCGCGGUGGACAGCAUCGCAGUGGGCGUGGCCACACUGUUCAAAGCGGCCAACUCGAGAGGGAUGAGCUACCAUGUGUUCCUCGUCUAUGCUUAUGCCAUCGCUGCUCUUCUUCUUCUUCCUGCUCCUUUCUUCUCUCUCAGAUCAAGAACACUUCCUCCUCUCAGCUUGGCCAUAGCUGCCAAGGUUGGCCUUCUUGGGUUCGUUGGGGGUUUUUCACAGAUUUUGGGCUAUGCUGGGAUUAGUAUGAGCUCUCCAACUCUGGGUUCAGCCAUCAGCAACCUCACUCCGGCUCUCACUUUCAUAUUUGCCUUCCUUUUCAGAUUGGAGGAGGUGUCAUUGAACAGAAGAAGCAGUCAGGCCAAGAUUAUCGGGACUGUAUUGUCAAUUUUCGGCGCAUCUGUCAUCACUCUCUACAAAGGUCCCCCAGUAAAGUUCACUCCGCAACCUUCUCUUUCGCUUUAUCCACUUGGGCACACAUCAAACUCAGACUGGGUCGUUGGGGGGAUUCUCCUCACUGGUGAAUAUAUUUUGGUCACUUUGUGGAUUAUUCUUCUGAAACAGAUAAUGAAGGAUUAUCCAGCGGAAUUUACCGUAAUCUUCUUCUACAAUGUGAUCGUGACCUUCAUGAACGCCAUUGUCUGUUUGAUAACGGAACAUGAUAUGAGUGCUUGGAGGGUGCAAGGUAUAGGGCUGGCCUCCGUAAUAUGCUCGGGCCUCUUUGAGCGAUGCUUAAACAACAUCGUUCACACAUGGGCAAUCCGGCUGAAAGGCCCUUUCUAUGUUGCGAUGUUCAAGCCAUUGUCAAUUCCUGUGGCUGUUGCCAUGGGUGUCUUCUUACUUGGAGACACGCUUCAUCUUGGAAGCAUUAUAGGAGCAAGCAUACUGUCCAUUGGGUUCUAUAUCGUAAUGUGGGGGAAGGCAAAAGAGGAAAUGGUUGAUGAGUCUGUAGAGAGUCUUCAAAAAGCUCCUCUACUGCAAUGAUUGUCAAGACAAAUGAAGUCAGAACAAUUGCUGCAGGUGGAUUGAAAGAUAGCUGCGCCUGGAAACUCUGUAAAAGGUUUCCUCACCCACAGUAAGCCUGCAGAAUUAGGUGUCGCUAUCGUACUUAUCACUGAUCUGAGUCCAAAGAGGUCAAAUCAUGAUUGCCUGGCGAUCCCAAAAUUCAGAUUGCUUGAUCAAACCAUCGAGAGGCGUGGAUCAAGGGCUUCACUCCAAGCACACAACCGAGCUCUGAUGUGCAAGAAUAAUAAGUCUCUUGCUUCCAGUAUAGUCUGUUUUGAUGUGUACAAAUCUUUAGCCAGUAGUUACAGAGUAUGUUUCUUUUUAUUGGAAUAAUGCUGCUCAAAUGUAUUUCAAGUUGAAAAAAGAUGCUGCAAUAAGUAUAAAUGCUAUGCUGGCUGAAAUUAUUAGAGGAAA
This is a messenger RNA of Eucalyptus grandis, 1769 nucleotides long. Its product is annotated as WAT1-related protein At3g28050. The transcript has 7 exons. Gene Ontology annotation, molecular function: transmembrane transporter activity. The record is from RefSeq and is a predicted model, not a curated record. NCBI's taxonomy places the organism in Eukaryota, Viridiplantae, Streptophyta, Magnoliopsida, Myrtales, Myrtaceae. Bases 300 to 1334 code for a protein of 344 amino acids. Gene Ontology annotation, cellular component: plasma membrane.